Messenger RNA from Rhipicephalus sanguineus (brown dog tick), 2813 nucleotides. Its product is annotated as glycine receptor subunit alphaZ1. The transcript has 8 exons. Bases 109 to 1383 code for a protein of 424 amino acids. Lineage: Eukaryota; Metazoa; Arthropoda; Arachnida; Ixodida; Ixodidae. Gene Ontology annotation, molecular function: transmembrane signaling receptor activity; extracellular ligand-gated monoatomic ion channel activity; chloride channel activity. The record is from RefSeq and is a predicted model, not a curated record. Gene Ontology annotation, biological process: regulation of membrane potential; chemical synaptic transmission; signal transduction. Gene Ontology annotation, cellular component: neuron projection; membrane; synapse.
UCGUACGAGACGCCUGCGCGCGGCGCCCCAACUGGAAAAGCAGUGCACUCGCGACGCCGGCAGCGCGCGCGCGCGCCACACAGCACAGACACCGACACGGCGGCUGAUAUGAUCUCGACGCCCGUGGCUCCCAGGAGGAGCCGAAGGAUGUGCUCUCUGCUGCUUGCUGUCGGAUGCGCCACAACCAGCGCCUGGUUCGCUCAAGCGGUCGACCACAUCGACAAAGGCUACCCAGCACCGGGACUCUUCGACGAUGUCGACCUUCAAAUAUUGGACAACAUCUUAUGGAGCUACGACCGACGUAUCACCCCUGGCCACCAUUUAAACGUUCCCACAGUUGUAAAGUGCGAGAUAUAUCUGAGGAGUUUUGGCGCUGUAAACCCGGCAACAAUGGACUACGACGUAGACCUGUAUCUACGUCAGACGUGGACGGACUUGCGGAUGAAAAACGCCAACUUGACCCGUUCCCUAGACUUGAACGACCCGAACCUCCUCAAGAAGGUGUGGAAACCGGACGUCUACUUUCCAAACGCCAAGCAUGGAGAGUUCCAGUUCGUCACUGUUCCCAACGUUCUCUUGAGGAUAUACCCUACUGGCGACAUACUCUACAUGUUGAGGCUAAAGCUGACGUUCUCGUGUAUGAUGAACAUGGAGAAGUACCCCCUGGACCGACAGGUCUGCAGCAUUGAGCUGGCCUCGUUUUCCAAGACGACCAAGGAGGUGGAGCUCCAAUGGGGGAAUGCCGAAGCCGUCACAAUGUACAGUGGUCUAAAGAUGGCGCAGUUCGAGCUGCAACAGAUCAGCUUGACUAAGUGCAGCGGCGCAUUCCAGAUAGGCGAGUACAGCUGCUUGCGCGCUGAGCUCAACCUGAAGCGUUCCAUCGGUCACCACCUGGUGCAGUCCUACCUGCCGUCUACGCUCAUCGUGGUGGUGUCGUGGGUGUCCUUCUGGCUCGACGUGGACGCCAUACCGGCUCGUAUCACGCUGGGCGUCACCACGCUGCUCACCAUUUCGUCCGAAAGCUCCGACCACCAGGCCAACCUGGCGCCGGUGUCGUACGUGAAGGCGCUCGACGUAUGGAUGGGCACGUGCACCAUGUUCGUGUUCGCCGCGGUGCUCGAGUUCACUUUCGUCUCCUACCUCGCACGCAGAAAGCUUAUUGUGCCCGCAUCCAUGGGGGACGUCGAGGCAUCCCAAGAUCUUGUCCUUGUCGUGGGAAACAGCGACAAAACUAGGGCUACGUCGCCGUCCAUUCCGACGUCCACCCACGUGAUCUUGGCUUACAGACAUCGUGCAAAGCAGAUCGACCAAGUGAGCCGGGUCGCCUUCCCAAUCGGCUUUUUCCUCUUCAACGCACUCUACUGGCCCUAUUACAUGCUCUAGCCGGCCGUGGUCUCGGCGCCUGUUGUUGCUUCUCCCAACGUGAAGUCGUACGCCGGAACAAAAAAGGACUGGCUGGGUCCCCCUGGGAAACGGUCCACUGCUGUGCUUUGAAAAGGGCUGCCAUCACUGACUCACGUUCUCGGGGAAACAAAAUCUACACUCUUUGUUCAGCCGUACUCCCUUUUAUUUUCUUACGAUAACGGUUUGUGUUGGUUUGCGUUGAUAAUGUUUUGUGUUGUCUUGCGUACAGCCGAUGUGCUGUCAAUGGAGCGUCUCGGCCUGAGUCGGGUGGUGACACAUUGAUGUGUUGCUUGAGACCGUAGCCUUCUCUGUUGCACGGAUGUUGACAUCACUGUAGUCAAGACAUCCAUGGCUGUAGGUGUCGGCGGGUAUAUUUGUAAAUAACAACUAAUUUAAUUAUCGAAAUCAUGGUUGUACUUAGGGCUCUUUCAGAUUAGCUUCGACAGUUCACGAAUAAUCGACCAGACACAGCACAAUUUACACCUAAAUGUAGUUGACAUCAGAGCAUAUUUGUUUAAAUUCAACGCUACGCCAACUUCAUGACCAACGCAGUAAGAAUGCAGGAACAAAGCAAUCACUUAUUCCUUUUUUGUUUAGUAGUGAGUAAAGGCAGUAAAGUUAAAGAUGCGGUUGCUUUUCUAUGUACAUGCUUUUCAGCUCUUGACAUGUAAGCCUAGAUCUAUUGAUCGACAGCAGCCACGCAGUUAUACGCUCUAAGAAAAAACAAGUACAUGUUACUCUUUUUUCAUAUACGCUGCAUUUACCUGGCAAGUACAGACUUGCCGUUUCAAAGAGAGUUCACGUCUUUUUUUUAAAAAGAGUCAUAUAUCUGGCAAGUCAGGACUCAGAAGAGUUCUGACUUGCCUUUGUUAUGACGGGGUACGUUUCAUCUAUUUAAGUUGGUACAACUGAAUUACCUUCGAAAUGGCGGACACGAGUAUCCUAUACAGGAAUUUUACUGGCGUUUUCUGUAUCAAGCAUUCUAUUUAGAUUAUUUAUUAUCUACCCAGCACUGGCAUAAACCCAGGAGCAGUGAAGUCAACUUUUGUUCACUACCUCAAUGAUUUUUCUCCCUCCACGUUUUUGAUGUGAUACUGCAGGCUACGUAACCGUGUACAUAGAGUCGACGUUAAGAGUUCAUCGUUUAUCUUUGAAAAUGAAAGCAUUAUCAAUCAAUAAAAUACGGUGCAUGUCAAUGUGGUUGACGAUGUAGACACAUUUGUCGCUAAGGUUUAUCAUCUUUCUUGUAUCUUUACGUUUGCAAGGUAAAUCACAGCGAUUUAUGUGAUUUUUGUUCUCUAACGGUUUCAACAAUUUUUAGCGUGUCGUUUACACCAACAAGGUGUGGGUUCGAGCUUGUUGGUACUCCAUGAUCAACACUUCUUGCACAAAAUUUUCUUAGACGACGG